GGCAUUUUAUGGCGAUAGUCACCUACAUGAUAUUAAUCGCGAUUAAAUUUCUAUUCAACUCUCCGUAUUGUCGAACGACCUCGACUUACUAAUAUUUAUUAUGCAUCGGAGACCAAUGGUUGCCACGACGUACUCGUCGCACGCAGUAUUAAUAUCCAAGACCCUAUAGCAUGGGUGAUAAAAUAAUAUUUUGAACUUUCCCAUGUUGAUCUCCUGGGUGAUUGCGUGGCCUGGGGACUCCAAUUACCACGGCAGAGAACACAGCCAGAAGGCGAAUGCGCCCCGAAAAUAUCUACCAGUCAACAAUUAGCCGGCAAUUGCUUCGAGAUCUACCGUCCCAUAUAUCAACUUCCGAAUAGAGUAUAUUGGUAAGCUCCCCACGUUGAACGCUCUUGGCUAGCUUAAAAGGGGUUAUGUUGUUUCCCCGAUGUUAAUAACUUCACGAGCGAAUCUUCCAUGGCUUGAACUACCCCUUCAUAAAUUCUGAAAUAAAAAUAUUUCGAAAUGUUAAGGUUCGCUUCUCUGCUCGCGCUUUGGGGCGCUGGCUCUUUCGUCAGUGCAGUGUCGAGCCAAGAUGAUUGUCCUGCGACAGGUGCAUCCAUCAUUGCUCAUUCCGGCGACCCGGUUGGAAAGGAGCAGGUCUACAAUGGGAUCAACAUGUACGUCACUGGCAACACAUCGGACACCGGUGUGUUGUACCUAACUGAUGUGUACGGGAUCCAAUUGCUGGAAAAUAAGCUACUUGCCGAUAGCUUCGGACGAGCUGGUUACUUAACGGUUGCCCCCGAUAUGUUCAACGGAACGCCAGCGGCGGCAGAUAUCAAUGUGCCAACACCAGGAUUUAACGCGCAGGGUUUUAUCGAAGACCAUGCCCCCAAUGUCACCGAUCCGAUUCUUGCGACAGCGAUUGAUUUCAUGCGCACUGAGCUCAAAGUGAAGAAAAUCGUUGCGACUGGCUAUUGUUUCGGAGGUCGUUACGCAUUUCGCUUAUUAGCCGAAGGCAAGGGCGCCUCCGUUGGUUUCGCCGCUCAUCCGAGUUUCCUAGAAGACGGCGAGAUCUCCGCCAUCACAGGUCCCGCGAGCAUCGCAGCAGCAGACGGAGACCAAAUGACACCUCCUGAAAGGAGAACCCAGGUGGAGGCGCUGCUUCUGAACACGACACAUCCUUACUCUUACUCAUUAUAUGGUGGAGUUUCGCAUGGGUUCGGCGUGAGAGCAAAUAUUUCGGAUCCGAAGCAGAAGUUUGGAAAAGAAGAGGCUUUCUUCCAAGCUAUUAGAUGGUUCAAUGCUUGGGCGUAG
Molecule: messenger RNA, 1299 nt
Organism: Hypoxylon trugodes
Lineage: Eukaryota; Fungi; Ascomycota; Sordariomycetes; Xylariales; Hypoxylaceae
Product: alpha/beta-hydrolase
Exons: 4
Coding region: 505-1299 (264 amino acids)
Molecular function (GO): hydrolase activity
Source: RefSeq, a predicted model, not a curated record